CUGCUCCAGCCUCACCUCACUUCAUGCUGUGGUAAACAUCUCUCAGAGGAAGCUGCUACAAGGAUAAAGAAAAAGGGACGACGCCCAUGUUCACUCUGCAAAACUUCUCCGUGGAGCAUAAUGUUGGAUAAGCAUUUCCAACGUAAAGUGAACUCACUGUCUGUGUUCUGUUGCCACGAGGACAGAGGGUGCUGGUGGAUCGGAGAGCUGGCUGCCUUUCAUAAUCAUGUCGUUUGUUGUCCCAUGUCAAAUGCUACACGGAUAAUGGAGCUACCUCUGUAUGGAGGUGGAGAAACAGUCAGAGUAGAGAGUUCUCUUAAACACGUGGAUCAUUCGUAUAAUACUCAGCUUGUCAAGUUACCAACAGCUUCCAUACCACCACCUACAGUCAAACCAGGAGAGGUAUGAGU
Molecule: messenger RNA, 410 nt
Organism: Geodia barretti
Lineage: Eukaryota; Metazoa; Porifera; Demospongiae; Tetractinellida; Geodiidae
Source: the annotation of a GenBank genome assembly